GCAGCAGUCGGGCAGACCAACGCGGGCGGUGCAUUCUGGGUAGUCUGAUAAAUCACAAUGGCGGAGUAUCAACAAGCCUCACAGAACAUCCUCUUCACAUGGUUCCUUUUAGCACUUAUUCAACAAGUAUGCCUGACUGUGGCAGAGGACCUGACCUGGGACCAUAACGGCUAUGUGUUGUACUGUCCGUGCAUGGGUCGCUUCGGGAACCAGGCUGAUCACCUGCUGGGCUCUCUGGCGUUCGCCAAGAUGUUAAACCGCACCCUGGCAGUGCCUCCAUGGAUCGUGUACCGCCACCACGCACCCCCUUACGUUAAUGUCCAUGAACCCUACAGCCAGUUCUUCCAGCUGGAUGCCCUCUCUGCAUACCACCGUGUGGUCAGUCUAGAGGCUUUCAUGCAGCAUUUAGCUCCUCAACACUGGCCACGGGGCCGGAGAAACGCCUACUGCUUUGAAACGGCUGCACAAAGGAGUUCAGACAAGAAAUCCUGCCCCAUGAAGGACGGAAACCCAUUUGGUCCAUUCUGGGACCAUGUCGGAGUGGACUUUGACAAAUCCAUAUUGUUUGGUGGUAUUGCGUUCAGUGCAUAUCAUCAAUCUCAAUGGAUUAAGAAGUACCCUUCCUCAGAGCACCCGGUCCUGGCCCUUCCGGGGGCCCCUGCUCAGUUCCCGGUGCUGGAGGAGCACGUGUGGCUCCAGCGCUAUCUGGUGUGGUCUGACAGCAUGUCCGCAGACGGGGAGCGGCUCAUCGCUGCCCAUCUGGACCGCCCGUACGUCGGCAUUCAUCUGAGGAUCGGCAUUGACUGGCAAAAUGCUUGCAAAAUGCUGGAGAAGGGGGAUGCUGGCCCCCACUUCAUGGCAUCGCCCCAGUGUGUGGGCUACAGCCGGCAGAACGCCCUGCCUCUCACCUUGACCAUGUGCCUCCCAAACCUGACGGAGAUCCAGAGAGCCGUGAAGCUCUGGGUGGGGAAGACCUCCGCCCGCUCCGUCUACAUCGCCACCGACUCAGAGUCCUACAGCAAGGACCUCGAAAAGCUUCUGGAGAAGAAGGUGAAGGUGGUGACUCUCCAGCCAGAGCUGGCCCAGACGGACCUCUACAUCUUGGGCCAGGCGGACCACUUCAUUGGAAACUGUGUCUCCUCUUUCUCUGCCUUUGUGAAGAGACAGCGUGACGUCCAUGGCCAGCCGUCCUCCUUCUUUGGCAUGGACCAACCUGGGAAAGUCAACAAGAAGGAGGAGCUAUGAAAAUUAAAAAUGUAUUGAUGAUUUAAGUGACCAAUGAGGACAGGUUAUGAUGUGUGUGCGGGUAAACAUGUGGUUUGUUGAAAAUGGCGAGGACUGCACUGCCAUCGAGAGUCAUUUAGUUUACCUUGCUUGGAUGUCACCAGACACCUGAAAAAUGUUGCUUUCUAUUGCACUUCAGUUAAGAAGUGGUAUCCUCAUAUUCAGGUAUACAUAGUUGGCUUUUUUAAUGUAAAGUUUUUCAAACAAUGUUUUGCAUUACUGUAAUUUAUUUAGUUUUUAGCUGAGUUUACUUCACCAACUGUCUGAAAGACUGGUUGUGUGUCUCACUAUUGCAAGACACUUUUGACAUACAAUGCACUUCUGGUGGACAUUCCAGCUGAUUUCUAUGCAUUAGAUGCAUACCAUCACAACUAGCACAAACUGUUGCACACUACGACUACAUUCUGCCAAUUACUGGUCUUUUUAGGGUUUAUAUCACUACAAUAGUCAGUGUUACUAUGUAAAUGCUAUGAAUAAUAGUAAAUGUCGUAGCCACUCUCCCCAAGACCUUUUGCUCUUCCAACCUUCCUAGAAUGAUAUAUUUUUGAAGAGGCCCUUUCAAAGUUCUAAUGUUGCCCACAGUGCUUAUAGAAGGUUUUCCCUCACAAGAUUAAGGUUGGGCGCAACGUCAGGAAUAGGCAGUGCCAUUUCAACAGAUUUUUACUUUUCGAUUGGGGGGGUACUGCAAUUCAACUUGACGUUUCUCACUUAAUCGCCUAAAUGGAAUCUGAUGAACCUGUUUUAGUUGUAUUUUUUUUUUUUUUACAAAAAAUCAAUCACCUUGAAUAAAUUGUUAAAUAAAAACUGGAUUUGUAAACUGGAGCAUGAAGUUUCUUUCCAUUUUUAA
Messenger RNA from Gadus chalcogrammus (walleye pollock), 2131 nucleotides. It is a transcript of the gene pofut1, whose product is annotated as protein O-fucosyltransferase 1. NCBI's taxonomy places the organism in Eukaryota, Metazoa, Chordata, Actinopteri, Gadiformes, Gadidae. Gene Ontology annotation, molecular function: peptide-O-fucosyltransferase activity. Bases 58 to 1245 code for a protein of 395 amino acids. The transcript is spliced from 7 exons. The record is from RefSeq and is a predicted model, not a curated record. Gene Ontology annotation, biological process: regulation of Notch signaling pathway; protein O-linked glycosylation via fucose; Notch signaling pathway. Gene Ontology annotation, cellular component: endoplasmic reticulum.